Messenger RNA from Aureobasidium pullulans EXF-150, 1059 nucleotides. RefSeq names its product MOSC-domain-containing protein. The record is from RefSeq and is a predicted model, not a curated record. The transcript has a single exon. Gene Ontology annotation, molecular function: molybdenum ion binding; pyridoxal phosphate binding; catalytic activity. Bases 1 to 1059 code for a protein of 352 amino acids. NCBI's taxonomy places the organism in Eukaryota, Fungi, Ascomycota, Dothideomycetes, Dothideales, Saccotheciaceae.
AUGAUUACUCUUGUUGUCGGAGGUGUUAUCUUCCUCUACUUCUAUGCCAACUUCAUCUUCGACGAGGACGCCGCUCGUGCUUUGACGGCCAGAAAGCCAGGCCCAUCGACCGAAGUUGUUUCUUUGCGCAUCUACCCCAUCAAGUCAUGCCGUGGCAUUGAGGUCAAUGACAUCAAACUCCACAAGACUGGUCUGGACUUGGACCGUCACUGGAUGUUUGUCGAUGCAAAGAGCCGCCAAUUCUUGACCAUCCGUUCGGACCCUUCGAUGACUUUGAUUGAUACUGGACUCUCUGGAGAUGGCAAGGGCAGGUGGACAGAAUUGCACGUCAGCAUCCACGACACCGAUAAGCACGUCAAGAUUCCUUGCUAUCCUACUGCCGAGUGGCUGGACGAGAACACCAAGCUCACCAAGGUCGAGAUCUGGGGUGAGGACACCGAUGCCUGGGAGUACAACGACGACAUCAACUCCAUCUUCAGCGAAUACUUCAAGAAGCCUGUCGCUCUGGUCUACAAGGGUCCCACUCCCAGAAUGGCACGUGGAAACGGCAGCCCCGACUUGUAUGGCAAGGAGCAGGAGCAUCAUUUCGCCGAUGUCAUGAGUCUGCAAGUCGCCUCGGAAGCCUCGCUCGCCGACCUCAACUCCAGACUCGAAGGUGCUGGCCACGAUCAGCUCACCAUCGAGCGCUUCAGACCUAACAUCAUCGUCAAGGGCACCAAGGCUUGGGACGAGGAUAGCUGGAAGAAGGUGUGCAUUCGCACUACCGACCACGCACGUGAGGCUAUCUGGAAGACCCAUCUCGACAUCCUGUGCCACUGUGCCCGCUGUCAGGUUCCCAACGUCAACCCCGAUACUGCCGAGAAGCACGCACACGAACCUUGGGACACACUUAUGAAGUUCAGACGUAUUGAUCAGGGUGGGGUUGCCAAGUACAAGCCUUGCUUUGGUAUGCUUUGUAUUCCUACGAGCGAAGGACCUAUCGCUGUUGGCGCUGCUCUUGAAGUACUGGAGCGCACGGAAAAGCAUUUGUACAAUACGUCCAAGUUUGAGGAUCUGUAG